Messenger RNA from Closterium sp. NIES-65, 3726 nucleotides. NCBI's taxonomy places the organism in Eukaryota, Viridiplantae, Streptophyta, Zygnematophyceae, Desmidiales, Closteriaceae. The record is from the annotation of a GenBank genome assembly.
AUGCGAGUCCACCUCGCUCUCACCACCCUUCAGUUUCGCGUUUCGUUUUCCCUUUCAACAUAUCUUCCCUGUUCCCAUUCCUGGUACCCCAUUCCACGUUCCGCUUCUGGAGUUCGCCUACCGCAACAUGACGGUCCUCCUGGAGUUCGCCUACCGCUACAUGGCGGACGUGCUGAGCUAGGCCCACAUGUACGCGGAGCAUGCAGCUUCGUUCCGCUUCCCAAGUCGUUUAUUCCUUUCCUUGGCUACACCAUAUCCCGCUCCUUCCCUGAUAACCAGCUCCUAGAGUUCGCCUAUCGAUACAUGACGGACGUGCUGGGCGAGGCUCGUGUGUACGCGGAGCAUGCGGGGCAUGCGGCCCUGGAGGUGGAUGAUGUGCGCCUGGCCGUGCAGGCCAAGGUCUCUACUUCAUUCUCCCAGCCGCCGCCAAGAGAGCUGAGUCAAUUCAAAACACCCUCUGAGGUGGACGAUGUGCGCCUGGCCGUGCAGGCCAACGUCUCCUCCUCCUCCUUCUCACAGCUGGCCCUCAGAGAGAUAGAAAGCAUCUUUCUUGUUGUGCACCUUGCCUCGCCUUUCACCCAUGUGAUAUUUCACCUCUGCCACUAUGUGUUCAUGGAGCUGGCAUAUGCACGCAGUGCCAUGCCAAUGCACCUGAGUGAGUUGCCUUGUACUGCAAGUGUCUUCACCUUGUUCGCUCCUCUCUUCCAUCCAUACUUCUCCCCUCUCAAGUUCUCAAGGAACUGGCCCGUUCACGCCAUGCUAAAGCGUCUUGCCCUUUAUCUGCUCUCGCUCACUUUGUUCCUCGCCUUACCCAUCGCGUUUCGUCCCUCUCAGGUGCUCAUGGAGCUCGCUCGAGCACGCAAUGCCGUGCCCAUCCCGCCCAUAGCCGGUUCUGGGCUCUUUGCACUGCCACCCGAGGCCGAGUGCCUGCUGCAGCCCAACGUGCAGAUCGCCGUUCCUCUGCCCGGCCCUGCGGCUCGUGCUGCUGCUCUUGGAUCGCACAAGAGGCAGCGUGACGGAGACACAGGAGGGAAGGCAGGGGGAAGGGGAGGAGGGGGGAAGGGAGGGGAAGCUGCAGCAAGAGUAAAGAAGGAGCAAGGGGGAGCGGAGCUACAAGAUGGGAAAGCUGGUGUAGGGGGGGCUAAGACCGUCGUCGCAGCACGCAAUCCCAACGCGUUAACGCCGUGUCCGUCGCCGCAGCCCACUCCAGGCUCCACCACCUCCUCCUCCUCCUCCAAUUCCGCGCCUCACUCGUCGCAUCCCUCACGCGUUUCACACACACUUCAGCCGACUGCUCCCCUUCCUGCUAAGGCCCUGACCUUCGAGUUCAACCACGUGUUCGGCUAUGAUUCGUCCAAUUUCGAGGUAUACACCGAGUUUUGCAAGGGAGCGGUGGAGCGGGCUGUGGCGGGGUGCAGAGCGGUGGUUCUGUUGUACGGGCAGACAGGCACAGGCAAGACACAUACCAUCAGCGGAAGCGACGUGGAAGCGGGGGUCUUUCACCAUGCCAUGGCAGAUGUCUUCCGAGCAGCACAGAGUGAUGACGUGUCUCAUCUUCGUGCCAGGUUUCAGAGUGCUGACGUCAAUGCAUCAGAGCGUGAAACCGUGGGAACACUGGAACAGUCCACGUCAGUGGUGCAGCGUCAGCCAGCACCAGACACGUCAGCAGCGGUGGGGAACACCACGUCAACGCUCUCAGGCGAUGGGGGGUCUCCAGCAGCAAAUCAAUCGCCACCGUUGUUGUGUUUCCUAUCGGUGGUGGAGAUUUACAAUGAAAGAGCCGUUGACUUGCUGCAAGGAGUAAAACCCAGCUCUGUGCAAGUGAAGGAGAAUGGGAGCAGUCGCAGUGACAGCUCUAAGAGCACUUCUGGCAGCAGUCUCUUACACGCAGCAGGGAGGAAGCUUAUAACGGAGCAGCAGCUGCACUCAGUAGAAGAGGCAGCCGUGGCGUUUGAGCUGGCAGGGCAGAGGCGCAAGGUGCGGGGCACGAACAGGAACAAGCAGAGCAGCCGCUCCCACAUGCUCUACGUUUUUCGGAUUAGAAGAACGCUGCCGGUGAGUGGAGCAGAGGGAAAAGAGAUCGUUGUCGAGGGGAAUGAAGGGCAGUAUAACGAAGGGCUUUAUAGCGAAGGGAUGCUUGGCAGCGGGGGAAGCAGUGGUGGUUUCUGUGCUGUGCUGUUUUGUAUCAACCCUCAGGACGUCCACGUCAGCAAGACCACUCUCAGGUAUUCUGCCAUGACGCGGCGAAUCCGCAUGGACUAUCGCCCUUCGAUACUGUCACUCUCCGCGCCCAAGCAUGCCCCUCCAGUCGUCCACAAGCCAGCCAAGCGCCGGCCAGCAAAGGCCUGCGCUUCCGAGGUACACCCGCACAGCCCCACACCGGCAAAAAGGGGGAAUGGGCAGAAGGGCGUGCGGACAGGUGUGAAACGGGUGAGUGGCGUGGAGGGGAAGAGAGUAAACGCAGAGGAGGGUGUGGGUGGGGAAGGGAAGAGAGGGGGGACGGAGGAGGGAAAGGAGGAGCAGGGGGAGAAGGUGGAAGAGGAGGAAUGUGGGUUGAAUGUCGGAGCUGCUGCGGUGGCAUGCGAGGGAGAGGCGGCAGGGGAAGCAGUGCUCGAGUGGUACAAUGGCUACGGUGACUAUAGCGAUAAGGAGAAUGCUAAUAGCGACUAUGCUGUGACAACACAGGCACAUGUGGAGCAGAUGGGGCUGGGAGUCUGUGCUGCUGCCACUGGAGCUGCUGCUGCCGCUGCUGCUUUUGACCCAUCUUACUUUGGUGCCUCCAGCAGCAGUGGCAGCAAGAGUAUCUUGGGAAGCGGUUAUGGAUAUGGGAGCAUUGAUGACUGCAGUAUCAGUUCUCCUGAAAGCAACGAUCUUUCUCCUGACAGUGGCAGUGGCAAUGUGUCUCCCAAUCCCUCCUCACCCAACGCUACCUCGCCCAAAUGCUGCUCACCAAACAGCUGCUCGCCCAAUAGCUCGUGCUCCGAACCUCUCACACCCACUGCCCCCGUGGUCACACCCACACACACGUCCACCACCACCUCUACCUUCUCAUUCUUAUCUGCAUCGUCCACCUCUUCCUGUGCAGCGUCAACACCGCUAUCAACGUCGACAGCACGAUCCACAAUUUCGAUCCCAAUUUCUCCGCUUGGACACCAAUCGCCAGCAGCGUUUCAUCAAACGCUGCACGCAUGCACACCCCCAACCAUCCUCCCCCGCUUGCUAUCCCCGAAUCUUCCAUGCAUGUUUUUAAAACGACGAGCUCCUUCCACUGCUGCUGUCGACACCCCCAACGCUUGUGCUGCUACUGCUGCUCUUGCUGAGAGCAGCGGUGCUGCUGCAGAGCUUGGGUGUGACUCGAGCCAUCCCUUGUCCCACCAGGCGAAUCCAUGGAGGUGUGCAGCUCUGGUGUGCACAGCCAUGCAGUGCAUUGCACUGGACGUGCAGAGCAGAGGGGAUGGGGAGGAGGAGGGAGAUGCGGAUGAAGGCGAAGGGGUGUUUGGUGAAGCAGGAAUCUGCCUGAAGCAAGUGGAGAAAGGGGAGGGGUGGAGGAAAAUGGACCCAAAAGGACAUCGAGUUAUUGCAGGAGAGGAUGGUGCGGCGGAGAAUGCGAAAGGGAACUUGGGAAACAGGAAGAAAUUGAAGGAGAGGGCUGUGGUGCUGCAGCGCUGGUUGGCAAUGGCAUAUGUGUGCUUUAGCAGCCAGGAUGGUGUUGGUGCAGUGCUGUAG